Pelecanus crispus (Dalmatian pelican) is the source of this 1531-nucleotide messenger RNA. NCBI's taxonomy places the organism in Eukaryota, Metazoa, Chordata, Aves, Pelecaniformes, Pelecanidae. The record is from RefSeq and is a predicted model, not a curated record.
UUGGAAGCCCACCUAUGCAAUUCUUAGCAAGCAUGGAGAAUAUUUGAAAAAUGAACUUGAAGCUUUAGAAGAAGCUACAGAAAAUGAGAGGAAAAUGUAUCAGGAUUACAUAACCCAGUAUAAAGAGAUUUUGAAGGAACACCGUGAAAAAUAUGCAGAAACUGCUCUUGCACAGGAGUAUUACAAAAAAAAGAAAGAGCUUGAAGAAAUCCAAAACAGAGUUUUGAAACAAACUGAAAAAUAUAAAUUGAAAGAAGAUACUUGCAUGGAUAUUCUGGAGCCUGUUUCUUUUAAAUCCCUGAAUGACUGGGCUUUGUGGAUUGCUUCUUCGAGGCAAAAAACACAGGAAAUGUUAAAGCUUGCUGCAGUUGCUACACAAGAAGCCAUUGAACUAGAAAAAGAAGCAGAUGAAUUAGAAAUGAAAAUUAAUUAUUUUAAAAAGACUUUUGAAGAGACUACAGAAGAUCAAAAUAAUUCUGAAAUGAUUGAAGGAAAAGAUCAGAAAAGUCUAGAGAAGCCAAAGGAGUUUAAAGAAAGGAUAUUUGAAGAGAGCGAACAUCCAUCUUUGCUAAAUGAGAAACGUCAGCUGUAUAAACCAUUACAUGUCCCAUGCAUUCCUCAGAAUUUAGUCCGGCCUGUACAAAGUAUUAAAUUCUCAAUGCAACAAACAGAGACAGGGAGAGAAGAAAAAGAAAAACCUAUGGAACUUUCAGUGGCCACUAGCAGUUCCUCCAGCCUUGCAGAAGAUUUGUCACAGAUGGUUAUUGACACUACAGGGACCAAUAACCCGCAAAUUGCCCAAGUUCCAUCAAUAGCAAGCUUACCAAACCAAAUGCAACUCAGACUGGUAAUUCCUCCAAAGCAGACAACUUCUAAUCAACAGUCUGAGAGUGAAAAUGCAGUAAUAGCAAACCAAGAGGCCAAAUGUGUUGAUAAAGAAGCAGAAGAUGAGCCGAAGGAUUCUUCAAAUUUACAAGACAUGCAAACAUGUUUUAAGUCAAAUGAAGAUAAUUCUGACACAGCAGAAGAAAGUGCAGAACAUUUUCUAAGAGCACCUGAAACACCUGAGUUUGUAGGAACGCCUGACUCAAAGGGGAAGAAAACCCAGUUCUCUAAAACACCUCCAUUUGACUUCAUUCGCAAUUUAGGUUGUGAAGAAGGAACGUCAAAAUCUCCAGCUUUCUUUUCUCUCAUGAACUUCUCUCAGAAGUCACCUGGCUUUAAUUUAUUUGAUUCUUCUGUGUUUGGGACAGAAAAUUCAUCUGACGAGACAGAUGAAAGUUUUUCUGUGGGAAACUUGAACCCUCUGUCCCCAAACAAAGAUAUUGGAAGCUUGUUUGGGAAAUCAGAAAGUAAGGAUGUAUUUGCCUUUCCCUUCGCCUCGGAAUCGACUUCUCAUGCAUUUGGAGAUGGAAAAGAUGACUUUAGUUUUCCAUUUGCAUUUGGACAGGAUCAGAGAUCAUCACAGUCUCCUUCUGUGAAAGGUUUUCAUUCUUCCUUACAAAACACAAAGCCAUUUACAUUCUUUUGA